UACUACUAUUAAAGUGCCGCUUGUGUUUCUCCCCAUACAUCAUCCUGACCGUUAAAAAUUUUAAUGUUUAUAUCUAUCGUCCAAUUUCUUAAAGCUUUAUCCUCAUCUGUUUGCGAAUCAAAAUCCGUCUACUCUUUCAAUGCAUCCCUCCUCAUUUCUGUUCGCAACCCUGCACUCUUCAUUCUUAUCAAAGCAUCCCUACACGAAACGAAAUUUUCUUUCGCAUUAUUAGGUAAUAUAUAAUGAAACCUCUCCCGCUACUCUCACUCUCCGGCGCUCUUCCCUCUCGUUCGCAAGCCCUAGACAGAAUGAACCUGCGCUCUUCUUCCUUUCGUUCGCACAAACCAGAUGGAAUGAAGCCCUCCUACUGCCCUAGGCGCACGAUCACUGCCACCGACCCUCUCUUACGCACAGAUUGGAUUCGCAUGCUUCGCUUGAGGAAGAGUUUUGAAAGAGUUGAUCCAAAUUUAUUUGGUGAGAAUUUAUUGAAUCAUGCUUUGAACAUGGCAAACAAAGAUAGAGAUGCCAAGAAGAAAAGGAUGAAUCAAAUUUCCAUAUUUUCAAAGUGUCGUUUUAGGUGCAUUGGAUGUUCGUGGCUACAAGUUUAAUAAGUUUUCUCUGUAGCAUUUGUCAAGCAAAGGUGUGUUCUUUGUUUUUAAGCAAAGGCAUGUUCUCCGUUUUUCUUGGCAAUGAUCAAACUGAUCAAGAUGCUUUCAAGUUUUGUUUUUAUAUAUAACUAUAAGGAAUUGCUUAAUCUUAUAUUAUUUAAUUCGAUGCAUUCAUGCUUUUCAUUUGAAUGAGAAACUUCAAAACUGUUAUGAUAGUUCAUGUGUACAAAAUAAUAUGCAGCUGGAAAAAUUAAUGUGUGAUGAUUAUUGCUAAUAAUUUCAUUUUUUUCAUUAUUUUAAU
Molecule: messenger RNA, 909 nt
Organism: Dendrobium catenatum
Lineage: Eukaryota; Viridiplantae; Streptophyta; Magnoliopsida; Asparagales; Orchidaceae
Exons: 4
Coding region: 243-608 (121 amino acids)
Source: RefSeq, a predicted model, not a curated record